Messenger RNA from Sclerotinia borealis F-4128, 615 nucleotides. Lineage: Eukaryota; Fungi; Ascomycota; Leotiomycetes; Helotiales; Sclerotiniaceae. The record is from the annotation of a GenBank genome assembly.
AUGGUCGCACUUCCUCUAUUCAAGCUAGGGUCUCUCUUCGUGAGGCAUAUCUCUAAGUAUGGUGCAAAUUGGCUUAAGAGGCAGGCCCACGAACACGAGAGAUUCCGAGCUAUAGCGGUCAGAGGUGGACAGGCAAUGCAUCAAUGGAACAUGCGGAUACAAGUGAACCUACUACGGGACAAAGAAGCCGAAAAGAAAGCGAAGGAAAAGGCUGGGACCCCUACUGUGAAGACAGAAGAACAGACCAAGGUGGAAGAGGCUGCAAAGAAGGCACACCAUUACAACCAAGAAAAUAUCAGCGUUUGGAGACGGAGGUUCAGGCCCUUGACGGAAACUAGAGCAGUUGAUCUAUUUGCCGAUGUUGUCGGCGAUACAUUUAUUCUCACUGUCGCAAUAAGCUUAUUAAUGUACGAGUAUAUCAGAGCACAAUCGAAACCCGAUACGAACGCUGAAAAGCUGGCAGAUCUACAAAGGCUCGAGGAAGAAUUAAACUUACGGCAGAAAGAGUUAGAAGAAGCACAGAAAAGGCAACAAGAGCGACUAGAAGUACUAGAACAAGUCUUGGAGGAAAUUAAAAGUGCAAAUGGAAAGAAAAAGCUGGCAUGGAGAUCUUGA